Molecule: messenger RNA, 1044 nt
Organism: Cydia amplana
Lineage: Eukaryota; Metazoa; Arthropoda; Insecta; Lepidoptera; Tortricidae
Gene: Rap1
Product: ras-related protein Rap-1b
Exons: 1
Coding region: 184-744 (186 amino acids)
Biological process (GO): Rap protein signal transduction; cellular response to cAMP; negative regulation of synaptic vesicle exocytosis
Cellular component (GO): plasma membrane
Molecular function (GO): GDP binding; GTPase activity; GTP binding
Source: RefSeq, a predicted model, not a curated record
GUAUACGUUGGCAAGUGGCAACAUCGGUACAGUGUGUGAGCCAUCGCCCUGUUAACGGUGUCAUGGCGGUUUGAGUUGUUGAAAUAUUUUUUUUUGUUGCAAUAACUUCCAAGUUUAUGUGCUUUAUAACGAACUGAAUAUUGAUUACGGUCAAUAAAAUCACGCGACACAAAAUAGAAAAUAAUGCGCGAAUACAAAAUAGUAGUGUUAGGUAGCGGAGGCGUGGGAAAGUCCGCCCUCACAGUACAGUUCGUACAAGGCAUCUUCGUGGAGAAAUACGAUCCCACAAUCGAGGACAGCUAUCGGAAACAAGUGGAGGUCGAUGGGCAACAGUGCAUGCUCGAAAUCCUUGACACGGCGGGAACGGAACAGUUCACGGCGAUGCGGGAUUUGUACAUGAAGAAUGGGCAGGGAUUCGUGUUAGUAUAUUCUAUCACUGCACAAUCGACGUUCAACGACCUGCAGGACCUGCGGGAACAGAUCCUACGAGUGAAGGACAAGGACGACGUGCCAAUGGUGCUGGUGGGCAACAAGUGUGACCUGGAGGCCGAACGAGUCGUGGGCAAGGAGCAAGGACACAACCUCUCGCGCCAGUUCCAAUCGUGCGCCUUCAUGGAGACCUCCGCGAAAGCCAAGAUCAACGUGAACGACGUGUUCUAUGACCUAGUACGACAAAUCAACAAGAAAUCUCCUGGCCCACCAGGGAAGACCACUAAGAAAUCUGUUAAGUGUACUCUCUUGUAAGGCUUGAGUCCCUGGAGCCUCCGACGCAACUAGGUAUAAAACAUUUAAUAAUUUGAAAGACUUCUCGAACCUAAAUUUGGCUCUUGUGGUUCCGAAAGUUAACUAAGCUGGGUGGGUCGAGUGUUGUUACUUGGUUGCCUAUAGCAUUUUAAAUGUGCAUUUGUUGAGCUAUAACAUGACCAGUGCUAUAGCGCGAGUGGAAAAUGCACAGAAUAACGCAAAAUUAAUACAAACUCCUAUCCUGUAAAUGUGUAGUUACACUUUUUGAUCUAUGUAAAUUAGGACAAGUAUUCAAAUAGA